GAGCCUCUGGAAGAAGACUCGCUGCUCACGGUGCCGUGUGAGAUAUUCCACAUCGGCUUCGAGGGCCUGGGGCACAUCAGCCAGCUGCUUAGGUUCGUGAUCUGCUCGGAGCAGCCUCUCAACUCUGUCUCGCAGAUGGAUGUGCUCGACCCACGACUGCCCGUGCGGAUUUCCAAGCCCCCGAAGGGCAUGGACAGCAGCACCAACCCGAUCAUGUCUGUGAUGAGCUCGCUGGCGGCAGGUACUGGGCUGCCCAACGCAUUCAUCGGCGGGAAGGACACGUCCGACAGAGGUAGAAGGAGAGAGCGGCACAAUCCGCGGGAUCCGUGGGGUGACAUGCCCUUCUACUGCCAGCUGACGAAGAUUUGCACCUACACGGCCCAGGACAUGCGCGAGCACAUGCGCGGCGACCUGUACCGCCGGCUCGCGAACAACACCCCGGGCUGGCACGACUCCGUGGACAAGAAGGAUCUCAUCCACGACCUCGACGAGUCCGACAGGGAAGCUAGAAGGCGAGUGCGGAGCCGGACCAGGUCUCCACCUCUGCGCGGCAGAUCUCCGUAUGGCAGGGGCCGCGACAGAUACCGGUAG
This is a messenger RNA of Prorocentrum cordatum, 591 nucleotides long. Lineage: Eukaryota; Dinophyceae; Prorocentrales; Prorocentraceae. The record is from the annotation of a GenBank genome assembly.